Messenger RNA from Amaranthus tricolor (Joseph's coat), 894 nucleotides. RefSeq names its product peptide-N4-(N-acetyl-beta-glucosaminyl)asparagine amidase A-like. The coding region runs from base 1 to 894 and encodes 297 amino acids. Gene Ontology annotation, cellular component: vacuole. Lineage: Eukaryota; Viridiplantae; Streptophyta; Magnoliopsida; Caryophyllales; Amaranthaceae. The record is from RefSeq and is a predicted model, not a curated record. The transcript has 4 exons.
AUGGACGAUCUCUUACAACCCGUUAAGAACGUUGGUGUCGAAAAUAUUUAUGCCGUUUUAUACGACACUACAAGGGAAACACGCACUUUGAGAGAUAGGGAAAUGCGCAAAUUAAAAGACAACAUUGACGUGCUGAACCAGGAGAAGGAGAAACACGAUGUUCCAAAGGUAGGACCCACAAAAACCACUAACCGUCAGUAUGAUCGCAUAUUUGGGAUUUGGGUUGAAGGGGUUGAACUUCAUCGUAGUUGUACUGCUGAGCCUACUCAUUCUAGAAUCUUCUGGAAUGUUCGUAAGGAUGUAACUAAAUAUUCAUCUCUUCUUAUGAAAUCUAAUUUAAAUCUUUCAGUUUAUAUGGGAAAUAUUGUUAAUAAAACUUAUACUGGUGUUUAUCAUGGGAAUUUGGUUGAUUUAUAUGGAAAUUCAGCAGAUUUAAAACUACCCAUUUCCAGAAAUUUACCAUUAAAUGAUGGGUUAUGGUUUGAAAUUCAUAAUUCUACUGAUUUUAAAAUGAAGGAAUUGGUAAUCCCUAAGAAUGUUUAUAGAACUGUAUUAGAAAUUUAUGUUUCAUUUCAUGAAAAUGAUGAAUUUUGGUAUACAAAUCUUGAUAAUGAUUAUUUAAUGGCUAAUUUGAGUUUGCCUGGAAAUGGUCCUUUUAGGGAGGUUUUAGUGAAGUUAGAUGAUGAUUUAGUAGGAGUUGUUUGGCCAUUUACUGUGAUUUUUACUGGUGGAAUUAAUCCCCUUCUUUGGAGACCAAUUAUUGCCAUUGGAUCAUUUGAUUUACCCUCUUACGACAUCGAAAUUACUCCGUUUUUGGGUAAAUUGUUGGAUGGAAACCCACACAGAUUCGGGUUUUGUGUUACGAAUUCGCUCUUUUCUGCAUAUUCGGGUUGA